Cydia fagiglandana is the source of this 3138-nucleotide messenger RNA. RefSeq lists its product as uncharacterized. The record is from RefSeq and is a predicted model, not a curated record. The coding region runs from base 187 to 2541 and encodes 784 amino acids. The transcript has 7 exons. Gene Ontology annotation, cellular component: nucleus; chromatin. Gene Ontology annotation, molecular function: histone H3K18 deacetylase activity, NAD-dependent; NAD+ binding. Lineage: Eukaryota; Metazoa; Arthropoda; Insecta; Lepidoptera; Tortricidae.
GACUAGAAGCGUCGAGGUGACACUUUGACAGGUCAGACGGCCAUUGGCAUCGUUUAAUGUUUAUGAACGGCUAUCGCGAUCGGUGAAAGAGCCCGCACCCAACAUGAGCCCUUGGGCGGCGACGGGCACCGACAGCGGUGGCGCGCGGGGGCCGGAGACACGGGACGCGUCGUGAGCCGCGGCGCCAUGGAGCGCGCCGUCGUGCGCUCGAGCGCCAGGCUCAGCGGCGGCGGCGGCGGCGGCGGCCCCAGCAAGAGCGGCGGCGGCGGAGACAAGGCCGGCAGCCGCGCCGAGGCGGCGCGCCGGGCGGCCGCGGCGGCGCUGGCGGCCGAGCGCCGCGCGAGGGCCCGCCAGCGCGCCGAGGAGGUGGAGGACAGUCCGAGCGUGCUGCGCGACAAGUGCCGAGAGCUGGCGCGAGUCGUGCGCCAGGCCAAGCAUCUCGUGGUGUACACGGGAGCGGGGAUCAGCACAGCGGCCGACAUCCCCGAUUACCGCGGCCCGCACGGCGUGUGGACACGGCUGCAGCGGGGAGAGGACAUCGGUCGCGUGGAAGUGUCCCGCGCGCAGCCCACGUUCACGCACAUGGCGCUGGCGGCGCUGGUGGCGCGCGGGCUGUGCAAGUUCGUGGUGUCGCAGAACUGCGACGGGCUGCACGUGCGCUCCGGCCUGCCGCGCCGCUCGCUCGCCGAGCUGCACGGCAACAUGUUCGCCGAGCGCUGCGCCGCGCCCCAGUGCCGCGCCGUGCUGCUGAGGGCCUUCGACACUACGCAGCGCACUCGGCGUUAUUCCCACGGCACUCGGCGCACUUGCCCCGUGCCGCGCUGCGGGCGGCCGCUGCGCGACACCAUCGUGCACUUCGGCGAGCGCGCGCGCGCCGCCUGGCCGCUCAACUGGGCCGGCGCGCUGCGCCACGCCGCCGCCGCCGACGUCAUCCUGUGUCUCGGCUCCAGCCUCAAGGUGCUCCGCCGCUACCCUCGGCUGUGGUGCAUGGCGCGGCCGGCGCGCGCGCGCCCGCGCCUCUACAUCGUCAACCUGCAGUGGACGCCCAAGGACACCGCCGCCGAGCUCAAGAUCAACGCGCGCUGCGACGCGGUGAUGCGCGAGCUGGCGCGGCGGCUGCGCGUGCGCGUGCCGCGCUACCGGCGCUCGCGCGACCCGCUGCUGGCGCACGCCACGCCGCUCGCGCCCGCCGAGCGCCACACCUGCUCGCGGCCGCUGCUGGCCCCGCCCGAGCCCGACGACAGCGGCACCUCCGAGCCCUCCGAGUUCGACUCCUCCUCCGCGUCGGAUUCCGACGAUGCGUUGCCGUUGAGGCGGCUGCAGGAGCGCCUGCGUGGUUCUCAGUCGAGAGCCAACGGCCCCUCGAGCCCCGUAGCGAGGGCCGACGGACCUCGGGGCCCCGGGGCGAGGCUCGACGGACCCUCGGGGCCCGGGGCGAGGCUCAACGGACCCUCAGGGCCCGGGACGAGGCUCGACGGGCCCCGGUGGCAAAGAGGUCCGCCGGAUCGACUACGCGACCGACAGUUUCCUGAACGGCCUCGUCCGCUAUUACAAAUGGAGGGCCUCCGUGAGCCGCCGGGCCUCGUGCCGGGGCUCGAGAGACUUCAGCGCCCGGCGGAACGCUCGAGUGACUCAAAUUUUCCGGUCGAAGGGCUCCGUCCACGAUCCCCGACGCUGCACUUGCGAGACCGACACCCGGCGGAGCGAUUGCGAAACCUAGAAACCUACGCGAAUUACCAAAGAGGCCGAAAGGCCUCGGAAACUGACUUGCAGCGCCCACAAUCUCCAGAGGAGAGCCUGCGAGAUCGACGGCCCCCCCUAUUGGACCGCUUGCAAAAUCGAGAGUGCCCGGUAGAUGGCUUGCGAAACCUAAAAUUUUUAGUGGAGCGGCUGCACACACCUGUUCCAUGGUCCCCGACGGAGCGCUUACGGAGCCCUGAUACCCUGGCGGACCGCUUACGAGACCCAGAGAUGUUGGAGCCUGAAGAAAAGAAGCCCAAACUGGAGAACGGCAUUUGUGUCGUGGUUAAAGAGGAACACCUGAGGUCUUUUGAGGUGUCCCUCGCCGACGGGGCGGCGCGCAUCCUCCUGCACGCCGCGCACGCGCCCGAGCCCAAGGAGGAGGAGGACGAGGGCGGCGGCCUCCCGCGGCCCCCCCGGCCCCGCCCCGAGGAGGACCCGGAGAGCGAGGCGUCCCGGGCCGCCGCGGCGUUCAUAGCGCGGGCCGUGCUCUUGUGCAGGGGCAAGCUGUACCCCGGCCUGCACACGAUCCUGGGCGCGGCGCCGGAGCCGGCGGGCUCGGGCUCGGGCUCGGGCUCGUGCGGCUGGUGCCGGCGGCGGCGCGGCAGCCGGCGCUGCCUGUGGUACCCGGCGCGCGACCCGCAGCCCGCGGGCCGCGUGUGGCGCCGCGCGCGCGGCCGCCGCUACCUGUGCACCUGCUGCCCGGCCGGGGACGACGCCGGCGACGACGGCGGCGACGAGGGCGGCGAGGGCGGCUGGUACGGGAAGGGCUACCGAAAGGGCCGCAAGAAGAAACGGUAGCGGGGCCCCGGCGCCCCGGCGCGCCUCUGUAAAUAUUUAUAUUUAUUUUUUUAAAGAGCGAAAGACGGGUAGCCGGACGGUUGUGAUCGAAGUGCCGACCUACUCGGUUUCGGGCGGCUCGAAUGUGCGGCCCUCCCUCCUUGGGGCUUCGGAGACGACUCGGGGGUCGAGCUCCGAAUACUUGUGUAGAGACCGACCGAGCUAACUUUGCCCCUACUUAUACGGAGCGAAGCGAGGGGGGGGGGGGUCGUUAUAGACGUCAUAUUUUUCACAGAAAUUUUACAUUCAUGACGCCGUUGCGUUAGCUCGGUUCGACUCUGAUCGAAUAAAAUGUGAGUGUAGCGGCCCGUGUGCCGCCCGUGAGGGGCGAUCUAUGAACAAACUACUAUUAGUCACAGACGAACAAAUGUCUUGGAUGUGUGUGUAUGAAUUGAAUUUUAAUUACGGAUACUUAAAUUGAACGAUUGAACGAUGUUAUAAUUAUAAUAUCUAAUUGUAAUGAAUUUGAACUGAUUUUUGUGUAAGUAAUCUUAAAACGUGCAUGGACAAUUUGUGUCAAAAUUUUAAUACAUGAAUUAAAAUAAUUAAGUGAACAAA